Penicillium macrosclerotiorum is the source of this 1209-nucleotide messenger RNA. RefSeq names its product putative pyruvate dehydrogenase E1 component alpha subunit. Gene Ontology annotation, biological process: pyruvate decarboxylation to acetyl-CoA. Gene Ontology annotation, molecular function: pyruvate dehydrogenase (acetyl-transferring) activity. Gene Ontology annotation, cellular component: intracellular membrane-bounded organelle. The record is from RefSeq and is a predicted model, not a curated record. NCBI's taxonomy places the organism in Eukaryota, Fungi, Ascomycota, Eurotiomycetes, Eurotiales, Aspergillaceae. Bases 1 to 1209 code for a protein of 402 amino acids. The transcript is spliced from 4 exons.
AUGAUGAGGACAUGUUUAAUGGCCCUGAACCUUCAAGGACCCAAGGUCUUAUCUCAACUGAAACACUUAUACAGCUCUCGCGGUUUUGCGGAGAUCACAGGCUUAAAGGAUCUACCAACGGAUGAAAAAGCGCCCCUACAGGCCCCCAUUCCGGAAACAAGUUUCCAGACUUAUCAUCUUGAUUCACCACCGCUCUACCUGCAGACUACGAAAGGCCAGCUGAAAAAAUUGUACCGAGAUAUGAUUACUAUAAAUCGUCUGGAAAUUGCUGCAGAUAAUUUGUACAAGCAGAGAAAAAUCCGGGGCUUUUGUCACCUAUCCACAGGACAGGAGGCCGUUGCAGUGGGAAUCGAGCAUGCGAUCAGCCGAGAAGAUAAUCUGAUAACAGCGUACCGGUCUCAUGGGUUUACCCUGAUGCGAGGCGGUACCAUCAAGUCGAUUCUAGGAGAGCUUCUCGGUCGGCGGGACGGCAUCGCACAUGGAAAGGGCGGAUCGAUGCACAUGUUCGCCCCGAAUUUCUUCGGAGGGAACGGCAUUGUUGGCGCAAGUGUUCCUUUGGGGGCCGGCAUUGCAUUUGCUCAGCAGUACUGGGAUACGAACAGGGUCACCAUCAAUCUAUAUGGAGACGGGGCGGCGAACCAGGGCCAAGUGCAUGAGGCUUUUAAUAUCGCGGGUUUAUGGAAUCUCCCUGUGAUUUUCGGUUGCGAGAAUAACAAAUAUGGAAUGGGGACAUCUGCUGAAAGAGCUUCCGCGAUGACAGAAUUCUACAAGCGUGGCCACCAUAUCCCAGGCUUAAGGAUCAAUGGGAUGGAUGUUCUGGCAGUAUUGGCUGCAGUGAGACAUGGAAGAGAGUACGUGAAAGCUGGAAAAGGCCCACUUCUACAUGAAUAUGUCACCUAUCGGUAUUCUGGACACUCUAUGUCUGAUCCAGGAGUAGCAUAUCGAACCCGCGAGGAACUGAAAAAGGAGAGAUUGAACAAUCCUAUCAGCAAUUUAAGGAGAACAUUGUUAGACUGGGCUGUCUUCACAGAGGAGGAAGCAAAGGCAAUCGAGAAGGAUGUGCGGUCGACUGUAAGUCAUGAAACGAAGCUAGCCGAGGAAAUGCCUGUUCCAGAUACUCGACUGGACACGUUGUUUCAGGACAUUUAUGUGCCAGGAAGUGAACCUCCUCAAAGACGUGGAAGAACUGUUGAUGAAACACGUUAUUAG